AGCGUUCCUCUUUUCAAGUGCCACUUGUCUGAAACCCAGACGCAUCCCACUUAGGUGGGGAGUAAAGCAUUACUACCAGGCAGGGGGUAAUUAGGCUGUUUAAAUCGCAUAUUAAUGCCUUGUUGUCACUGACCAUCUUAGAUACAACAUGGAUAUGUCGCGCGGUUUGUUUUCACGCCGCCCACGGGACUCACAAGUUUAGGUUACUUCUCAAUAGUGUAACGUUGCAUCAUCGUUACUUUGUGCCCCAUGUCCUGCCGCCUCGAGCGCUCCUGGCAGUGGCCAGAUGGCGUCUCGCAGUAAUCUCCUUAGCACCGCGUGCAACAUGUUCUGAAUGAGAGAGAAGACCGAGAGAAAAACUGAGGAGCUUUGUCAAGUUCAGUUAUACUGUCAUUCAGUUUUUUUCUGUCGAAGCGUGGGCCAGAACGACGGACAAAAUAAUUCAUGUCAUGUUUGGAAAGGACUAUUGUUUUUUCCUUCUGCUGGAGCUGUGUCUGCUGUCAAUGACAGACAAGUGUGUGGAGAAAUACAGGUAACUUGUUUUGCUCGACUCAUGCCAGAGCAACAAGUUGAAUGUAUCUUGACGCUGCACUUGUGAUGGGGAUAGAGCUACGUGCUGAGAAUCCGCAACAACAGAUUGUGAAAUCCUACCUAUCAUGUGAAGGCUUUGGUUGUGGUUUGUGUGUUGGUGUGGGUGUGUGUGCGAGGGACAGAGACAGUGUAACAGAGAGCUAAGCUUCGUAGCCUCACCUUAGGGGCACUGGCCUGUAAAAAAAUGUCCCUGGAACCAUAAAACCAUGACAGUCAUCACUUAUUCAAGCGCUGCUGGAAGGUUUCUGAAAGAAAUCCAGGUUCUCGAACAUCCCUCUGCCUCCGAGGAUGUGCCAGAACCCCAGUCCAAGAUUCUAGAACCUCAGACCAUGCUGAAGAAUACGAUUCUAGAAUCUGGUGGGGUCAGAGGCCACAGGCGGACUGAGCAGAGAGACGACGACGACGACAGAGGAGCUAAGGGAGGGCAAGCGAAAGGGAAGAGACAAAAAUGGGGGAGAGGAGUGAGCAGAGAGAGGAUGACUAGAGGAAGGAGAGAGGAGCAAUGUAACUUAAGGAAUAAAUGCAACAGGGAAGUUUUAAAAUACCUAAAAAGUACAGGGAGAUGCGUGGAAGGAAAGGACGAGAGCAAGGCAGGUGUCUCUGGGAUUGUGUCAGCUGCAGAAACAGAAGGUGAAAUCAAGGAAAGGGAGACAAGGAUGUGGAAAAGGAUGAGGUGGCAUGAUAUAUUCCUCUGGUUAACUCUCCUCCUCUUCAGCCUUUGUCCAAAACCUGCUUCAUCACAGGGAAAUUUCCCGCGAAUGGAGAACAUUGCUGCCUUCAAACCUGUGUCCACCUCUCCGGCUCGUUCCACCUGUGGGGUUCCAGAGCGGAGCAGCUACUGCCAGUCACCGUCCUCCCAAACUGAGCUGAUGGCAUGUUACCAGGCCUUCUGUGUCCAGGAGUGUCCCUACAGGUCCUCCACACCUCCGUAUGCCCCACUGCUACUGCCUGCACACAGGGGUACCUGUGUAACUGAAGACAGUAAUGACACUCGUCCUGGGACUCAGGCAGAGACCAGCACUGCUACCAGUUCAGUGGGGGUUUCUGGUGGAUCCAGUAGUGUGCUGUUUCGACCAGUCUGGGAUGGAUGUCUGGUUUCUCCUCCCUCACAGAAGCUAGGAGCGAUGGGUUCCCUCACCCUGGCAGUGUGGAUAAAACCAAGCUCUCCUGGAGAGAUGAUGCUGCUGGAGAAGAGCUCAGGGGAGCGGUUGUUUUAUUCUGUGACAGUGUCUGAGCAGGCAGUCACCCUGUGGCACGGUCAGUCCAGCAGUCAGACCCCUCUGACCGUCAGCUUCAGAACAGAGGGGAGGCUUACACUGGAUAGGUGGACACACCUUGUUUUGCAGCAACAUGUAUCCGGUCCAACCCAUCACCAUGGCCACUUUCAACCUUGUUUUUACACUGGGACUCAACUUACUCUCCUUGGAAGUUAAGGACUUGCCUGUAUCUGAUCACAAACUUAUUAUGUUCUUCUGUGAAAUGUUGACAGCUAACACGGUCAAACCCCAGCCAAAGUACACACGAAUUUUAAAUCAGCACAGUGCAGCAAAAUUCUGUACGCAGUUUAACUCAACUAACAAUUCGUUGCCAAUUGACUGAUAGAAAUAACAUAGUUCAUUUAUUUAAUUCUUCAUGCUUGUCCACCUUAGAUUUUAUAGCCCCCCUGAAAGCUAGACCUAACACAAAAUCUGGUCAGCAGCCUUGGCUAAAUGACACUAUUAGAAAUUGUAAACGGGAAAGUAGAAAAGCCGAGCAAAGAUGGAAGAAAUCCGGUCUCCAAAUACACUUCAUAGCUUUGAAAGAGCUUUUAAUUUGCUAUAAUACAAUGGUAAAAGACGCUAGAACACACUAUUUCUCUACUCUUAUCCCUACCAACAAGCACAAUUCCAGAUUCCUCUUUAACACUGUUGAUCUCUUAGUAAAUCCUACACCUGUCACGCUCUGCCGGUUGGCCAUCCUUUGUGUUGCACUUUUGGGUUUGGUAUCUGCCUUAGUAUGUUGAGUUUUGGGUUCUGUCCUGUCUGGUGUCCAGUAUCUGCUAUGUAGUCUGUUGUGUUUUGAGUUUCUCUGUGUUAUUGUGUGGUCAGUUCAUUAUCUGUUAUUUAGUUGGUCUUUGAUUCCAUGUCAUGUUCUUGGUCUUGUACGUUAGUUCAUGUCUUUAGUGUUUACUCCGGGUCUUGUGUUCUCUGUUAAGCUCUGUACUGUGUUCUAGUUCUGUGUUUCACUUAUUCACUCUGCCCCAGGUCUGCUUGUCAUGUCAAGUCCC
Messenger RNA from Micropterus dolomieu (smallmouth bass), 2857 nucleotides. RefSeq lists its product as uncharacterized. The coding region runs from base 798 to 2024 and encodes 408 amino acids. The transcript is spliced from 6 exons. NCBI's taxonomy places the organism in Eukaryota, Metazoa, Chordata, Actinopteri, Centrarchiformes, Centrarchidae. The record is from RefSeq and is a predicted model, not a curated record.